AUGGAAGAAGGGGAAUGGACAUUUUUUUACAAUAUUGAUGAGGUAGGUGACACUACAAGAGCUGAAUUCUGGACAUGAUUGUUUCCACUAAUUUUGAAUGUGGCCAAUAUACACAAUCCAAUACCAUUGGCGUACGAGAUACGUGAACGCUGAAUUUACCACUGCUGCGCCCCUCCCCCUCCCCCCGCCCGCCCCCUUAAUUGUUGUUCGGGCAGCGUGUACUUACAAGAAGCGAGACCCUGAACCAAGAUGACCAAGAAGCGAAGUUCAUAUAUGCACCAGAUUUUUCUUUCCUCGGACGUAGGGCCCUUCCCCACCAACUUAAACAGGUAGGACCAGGGAUCUAUUCCCGUAAAGCUGGGAGUCUUUUAGCACAUGUUAAGUGGCACUGCGCAGCGUAUUAAGUUAUAAAUCUUAUACGAUUUAGGACGGCAACGCGACCGCAACGGCCACCAAUAGUAAUUUAUUUAAAGUCAAUAGAUAGUGAGUGAUUACUCAAUCUCCCGAGCCAUAGGCUCAUGUUAAAAAUGCUCGUUUAUUUACUCUAUGGGUGACCACUUGUACAAAUUUGAAACUAAGUAAGAUCCAAUACAAUAAAUCAUUGAAAAUGAUUGAAUAAUUACAAUAUAUGAAUAAUUGAGACAUUGUCUUCGCUCUGUUUGCAACGCCCAAUCACAGAUUUUCACGUCUUACGCAACGGCUGCAUUUCAAGCCUCAACAGGUCAACUUCAAACCGGCUUCAACAGAACUCUUCCCAAACAUAAAACUCAUGUCUUCAACUUCGAAGACUGUUUUAAAUUCACACGAUUGAUAAUAUACCACGAAUUAGCUUUACCACCAUUUAUUUGAAAGAUUUUAUUUUGCCCGUCGUCGUCGCGUUGCCGUCCUAAAAUCGUAUCGUCUCUAAUAAUUCAAAAAGGAAGAAAUAUGCGCGUUUCCGAAUUAAUCUCUUAGAUGAUAUUUGGAACACCUUUUAAGUUGUCCCUCCCGUACGUCGGUGUCGCGAAUGUUGUUAUAUAAAUGAAUUUAUUAAUUAACGAAGAGACAAUGUUUUUUUUAUCUGAUUUGCAUGAGGCAGGACUCAGAACUAAAAACCUAUAUUAUUAGUGUUGCGAUUUAAUUACAUACGUCUCCAAUAUUGUCCUAUCUCACUAGUCAUGACAAUAAAUAUUUGUCACGACUUGUGAAAUGACAUUUCGUCACGACUUGUGAAAUCAAUUGCAACGAAUCGUCACAAGAUAUGAAUGGGAAACCUAGAAUCGGAUUACAUGAGGUUAAUACAAAGUGUGCUUACGUGGGUCGAGCUCGCCGAAAUUCGUCACGAUUCGUGAAAUUAUUAAUAUAAAUAUAUAUGUUUGUUACUCGUCCUUCAAAACAGACAUGAUUCAUAAAUACCAAAAAUGGUACAGAAUGCUAAAGACUUUCGAACUUAUGCCAUUUUUCAGAGAUGUUGUCAUUUCUAAUGUCAGAAAACAUAUCAUAUAAAACAUUUUUGUAUGUGUGUUUGUGCUAUGUACUCAGGUGAAUAAUUAUGAUGUUUAAUUUUAUAACUCGAAACCGAUUUGACCACGCAGCUCAGUUGGCAGAGCAUUGGACUAUCCCAAAAGUCGCGGGUUUGAUUCCCACCGUGGUCAGGCAAACAUUUCUGCUUUCCGGUGUGGAUUCACACUCAGAGUAACAUCACAAACAUCAUAGGCUUAUCGUGUGCGCCGUGUGUGGCUGCACCUUUUAUCGCUCUCGUGUUUUAAUAAUAUUGGUAUCGUAUGAUAGUUUAAAGUUGUAUGAAAUGGUCCAGAUCCGUCUUACUGUCUUACUCUAAGACUAAAUAUGACAUUGAGUAUGAAGUUAAAACGACACUUGAGGAGUUUCAUAUCGGGAAGGAAUCUAAAUGCACUAGGAAAGUUCGAAAGCCAACGCGACGUGGAAGGCGAGCUGGUAAGAAGAAAGUAUGCGAACUUUUUCAACAGAGAAACACUCAAGAAUCAGAAUAUCGAAGUAUUCCAGUUCGUAUUACCGAUCGAACUUAUGGCGGGUUUAAUCGAGAUAAAGCUCUUCCUGUUAGACCUCAGUACUAUAAAGUCAUCUCAACGAGGAAGGAAGCUAACUUGCCUUCGGUAUUGCUUGCCAAUGUUAGAUCGUUGCGUACUAAAGUCGAUGAAGUAGGAGUUGUUUCUCGUAUAAACAAUGUAAGUGUUGUGUGUCUGACUGAGACGUGGCUGGACGAUGAAAUUUCAGAUUCGUAUGUAAGUAUACCAGGAGAAUAUUUCAGGAAAAUGAAGUAG
Messenger RNA from Paramuricea clavata, 2282 nucleotides. NCBI's taxonomy places the organism in Eukaryota, Metazoa, Cnidaria, Anthozoa, Malacalcyonacea, Plexauridae. The record is from the annotation of a GenBank genome assembly.